Solanum lycopersicum (tomato) is the source of this 1356-nucleotide messenger RNA. NCBI's taxonomy places the organism in Eukaryota, Viridiplantae, Streptophyta, Magnoliopsida, Solanales, Solanaceae. The record is from RefSeq and is a predicted model, not a curated record.
AUGGGGGAUAACAAUGAGGAGAUUGACGUGAGUGAUGUUGUCGUGGCUCAACCCGCCGCUGCUGAUAAAAAUGAAUCGAUUAUGCAAUUGAUGCAACAGAUUGACGAAAUGAGGGUCGAAAUGCAAAGGAUGCGAGAUUUGCCUAAUCCAAUUUUAUCCUUCAACCCUCCAAGAGACGGAAGACCUCCACUCUACUUUCCUCCCUCGAACGCGGAACUGAAUCUCUCCAUUGUUCCAACCAUACCUCAAAAGACUACUUUCCAAAUCCCAACUUCAAAUGAACCUUAUGCCGACUGUUCCGAGCUUGAUCACUAUAAGGAACAGGAGAGAGAGUGGAGGUCAAAAGAAGAGGUAGUCAAGCUGAAUAUGAAAGAAGAGAUCAGGAAAGCCAUGAAGGAGUUGCACUAUAUUUCCGAAGUUGAUGGAUUGAGCUAUAAGGACUUAUGCAUCCAUCCGAAUCUCGACCUUCCAGAAGGGUUCAAAGUGCCAAAGUUUGUCACUUUUUAUGGAAUAGGAAAUCCUCUAGCACAUCUGAAAGCUUAUUGUGAUCAACUCGUGGGAGUUGGCAAAAAUGAAGCAUUGUUGAUGCGUCUCUUCAGUCGAAGUUUAAGUGGAGAAGCACUGGAGUGGCUUACAUCACAGGAGCUGAAACAAUGGAAAAGUUGGAAUGCACUCGCAAAGGAUUUCACGGAAAGAUUUGGGCAUAACAUAGAAGAUGCCCCAGAUCGCUACUACUUGGAGAAGAUCAAACAGAAGUCUACAGAAAAUUAUCGAGAGUACGCUUUUCGUUGGAGAAAAGAGGCUGCGAGAGUUCAACCUCCAAUGUCCGAGCGUGAGAUCACCGAAAUGUUCAUUCGUACUCAAGAGCCCGAGUACUAUGAAAGAAUGUUGUGUAUGAUGGAACAAAAGUUUGUCGAGAUUGUCAAAGUGGGAGAAGCUUUGGAAGAUGGUUUCAAGACUGGAAAGCUCAUCAGACUUACCGCAUUGCGAUCUAAUGGAAAAUCUGCUAGAAUCAGUGAUAUGGAUAAAUCAAAAGGAAAAGUGGAGGAGGUAAGCAUGAUCACGGCUACUCAUACGAGGUCAGCUUCUCAACGGAAAUAUCAAAACCAUAAUGUCAGUCAGGAAAAAUUUCCUCGCCUAAAAUUCAGGAAGGCCCCUAAGGUAUUUACCCCAUUAAAGGAGUCUCAAACUCAACUUUACGAAAGGUUGAAAGCAAUGGGUAUGCUCUAUCCUAUAGAAGGAAGACCAGCCAAUCCUUUGGGAAAAUUUUACAGAGCUGACCACAGAUGUGCUUAUCAUUCAGGAGCCGUUGGACAUGACACAGAGAAUUGUUCAACUCUGAAGCACAAGGUAUAA